GAAUCUGGAAGUGGAGUUGUGGUGUCAGGAACCAGUAGCUAGUAGCAGUGGCUUUUUCUCCCUAUUCUCAAACCUACUCUACUCACUCACCUAAAGACACAAACAUAUAACCAAAUCAAAUAUUGCACAUCACACAGAAUCUCAAUCUCAGAGUCUCUGUUCACAUUUCAUUCCCUCCAUCAAUACAUAAUUAAGCCUCAACAUUCAACAUCUUUUUCCCAAAAUCCAAAAACCUCAGUCUCACAGACCUUGUUGCUGUUUCCAUGAGCAUGUUAGGCUUUAGAGACCUAGUUUUCAUAGCUCCAAACCCUUCUCAAGCCCAACCCUUUUCAGCAGACCACCAUGCCAACCUUCCUUUACCUUCAUCAUCAUCAUCAGCAGCACUCAGCGUUGGUCUUGGCAUUUUCCCACUCCUAACCGCCACUCCUUGCAUGCCACAACCUCAACCUCAACCUCAACCUCAGAGCAAUACCAAUGAUAAUGUUCAUAAUCAUAAUCAAGAUUGUGGCAAUGGCAACAACAACCCCAGCUUCUGGAACCUCAAGAUGUGUCCACCACAACUGAAUUCAUCUGACAGAAAAGCAGCGAUGAUUAUCAACGUGGAAGAGGAAAACGGUGGUGUCUAUGGAAGUGACUACAGAGUGUGCCAGGAUUGUGGAAACAGAGCAAAGAAAGAUUGCAGCUACAAGAGAUGCAGGACAUGUUGCAAGGGGCGUGGAUUUGACUGCAACACUCACGUGAGGAGCACGUGGAUCCCUUUAUCUCACCGACGGGAGCGGCAUGCGGUGGCUGAUGGUGGUAGUGGGGGUGACAGUGAUGGUGGUGGUGCUUCUUCUGGAGCUAAGAGGCCAAGGUCAUCACAGAAUGCUGGUGGUGCUACCUCUCACAGUUCCACCGCCACUAAUGCUGCUAUGUCAAGGAACUUAAGCUUAGAUACUGCCUCUUGUCACCAAGAUGCUGGUUUCAAACAGUGUUUACCUGGAAAUAUUCGUGCACCUGCUGAGUUUAAGUGCCUUAGAGUGUCUGGUAUUGGCAAUGGUGAAGAUGAAUUUGCCUACAUGGCCACGGUCCGCAUUAGCGGCCAUGUGUUUAAGGGGUUUCUGUAUGAUCAAGGGGUUAGUGGGAGAAAUGAAAUGCCUUGUGUUUCAGAACUGCAAUUGGGAAACAAUGGCAGUGGAAAGAGUAACAGGGAAUGUGCUUCUCCAAUUGGAGUUCCAACCAGUGUUUUCCCUGCUUCUGCUUGCUGAGAUUGCCUAAAGGUAAAAAACUCACCAAGCUUAGCUUAAAGUAUCAUUUUGAACUCCAUUAUGUAUGAGAAAAUAAAAUUGAAUUCUACAAGAUUGUAAGCGUUCGUGUUUAGAUCAGCUUAUUUUCUCUUAGAGUCAAUUCGGGCUCUCAGAAACUAAUCACGUAAGUUUCUUCUUAGAAUUAAUUAUGUCUUAGGAUAUAUCAAUUGUAAAAGGGUUUUCAAAUAUGCCCUUAGUCUCCAAUGAAAAGGAAAUCAGCUAUCUGGUUGUUGAUAAGAAAAAACUUAGAAGAUUCUUGAACCUCAUCAUUUUACUGAGUGAAGUAAUGGUAAUUUUAAAUCAAUUCAGGGAA
Messenger RNA from Lotus japonicus, 1599 nucleotides. Its product is annotated as protein LATERAL ROOT PRIMORDIUM 1-like. The transcript has 2 exons. The coding region runs from base 264 to 1247 and encodes 327 amino acids. Gene Ontology annotation, biological process: positive regulation of DNA-templated transcription. Gene Ontology annotation, cellular component: nucleus. Gene Ontology annotation, molecular function: DNA-binding transcription factor activity; DNA binding. NCBI's taxonomy places the organism in Eukaryota, Viridiplantae, Streptophyta, Magnoliopsida, Fabales, Fabaceae. The record is from RefSeq and is a predicted model, not a curated record.